GGGCAAAAACAUUGCAAACGCGGCGCCGUAGUAAUUAGCUGCAUCCGAGUAAAAGAGGAAGGUGGGGGGGGAAGGGGAAAAAAAAGACAAUCCUGCUCCAGAGCUUUGCUUUUCUUCAUUGCCUACCUCUUCCCUACAGUUUGCAGCACUGCUUCCUCCACUCCCUACCUUUCCCGUUGCAAUUGCUACUUUUUCCUCUCUCGCACAGAGAGAGAGAGAGAGGGUCAUGUCUAGCGUGCAGCAACAGCAGCUCCCCGGCGGCUGCCUGGAGUGGAUGGCGGCCCGGAGGACCUACCCCCUGCACGCCAGGACGGCGGUGUGCCGGAGCCUCUUCGGCCCCAUCGACCACGACGAGCUGCGGCGGGAGACGAAGAGCAAGCUGCGGGAGAUCAGCGAGCGGGACCGCAGGCGGUGGAACUUCAACUUCGCCGCCGACACCCCGCUGCUGGGGGGCGACUACGAGUGGGAGGAAGAAGGCGGCGAGGACGUGCCCGCUUUCUACCGCGAGAGCGUCCACCGGGGCAGGCUGCGGCUCCCGUGCCCCGUGCCGGAGUCCUGUCACUCGGGCUGGGGCGGCACCAGCGAUCCUGCCGCUGCCCUCGACGGCGGUGCGGACUCACCCGGCCUGGCCCACCGCUUGUCGGGGCUGGAAGGCAGUGAGACCAACCAGGAGAACCGCUCGGAUAACUUGCACUCAGGAAUCAAAGCGGGCAGAGCGCCUUGUUCGCGCAAAAGGAGCUCCACGGCACGAAUCACAGACUUUUUCACCAAGCGAAAGAAGACAGUCGGAUCGAAAGCUUCCAGUGAGAACGCGUGUCUCUCGGGGGUGCCCGGGGAACAGACUCCGCGGAAGAGAAUACGAUAAAAGAGAAGGAAGGGGCAAAACCCAGACGGACAAAACAAAAUAUUUGCACUCUUUUUUUUUAACUCUCUUUUCAAUGAAAGAAGCGGCUGACAACGACGAUCACCAUCUUGACUACUCCACGGACUGAGCAAAAAGCAAAGGACACUGAUUCCGGAGAGCGAAGGGGAUUCGCCGUCUUUUCGAUUUUCUUUUUCUUAAUAUAUGUAUACGAAAUGAAUACACAGUACAUGUAGCAACCCAACCUCCAGUGGCGCUCCCACUGCAGCAGAACACAGCGUGCAAUUUCAACUUUUAUUUUGCAUUGUGUGUCUACACUAUCCAAAGUGUAAACGUUUCACAAUGAGUAUAUUACGGGCAAAAAAAGUUCUAAAGUAAUUCUGAUAUAUUUCAGUACGACUCCAGAUGUAUAUUUGUAAAAUACAAAGGCUUAUACUAACUUAUAUUUCCUAUUUAUGUUAAGAAUGGUUUGGACCAGUUGUGACACCCAAUUGUCCCCUAACAAAGGGAGCUAAAAGAGUAAUCUUGACUCGCUUUAUUUACAAAAUAUGUAAAUAUUUUUUAUUUUUUUAGUGCGUGCCUUGCGUUCACAUUUUGUUUGUAUCUAAAAUAUUUAGGUUACUUGAAGGUGAGCAUAGAUCCCAUGUUUUGUUUUCUUUGGUUCUGAGCCGUUUAAUGUACCACUGCCACGUUUGUGUUGGUAAAAGUUUUGGAUUACAAAAAGUGCAUUUCUUGUUUCCGCUGAAUAAACGAAUAUCGUUUAAUUAA
Chiloscyllium plagiosum (whitespotted bambooshark) is the source of this 1630-nucleotide messenger RNA. RefSeq names its product cyclin dependent kinase inhibitor 1Cb (gene cdkn1cb). The record is from RefSeq and is a predicted model, not a curated record. NCBI's taxonomy places the organism in Eukaryota, Metazoa, Chordata, Chondrichthyes, Orectolobiformes, Hemiscylliidae. Gene Ontology annotation, cellular component: nucleus. Gene Ontology annotation, molecular function: cyclin-dependent protein serine/threonine kinase inhibitor activity. Gene Ontology annotation, biological process: negative regulation of mitotic cell cycle; negative regulation of cyclin-dependent protein serine/threonine kinase activity.